Molecule: messenger RNA, 231 nt
Organism: Entamoeba nuttalli P19
Lineage: Eukaryota; Evosea; Mastigamoebida; Endamoebidae
Exons: 1
Source: RefSeq, a predicted model, not a curated record
AUGUCUUCUCGUUUAAGCUUCAAAUUCUAUAGUUCUAAUUUCCUAAAUGAUCCUAUUAUUUCUGAAAACCAUUCAACUUGUGUACAUUCAGGGUGUCAAAUCAAAAAAAGAAGAAAUUCAUUCAACACUGCAAAAGUAAAUUCUAUGUUUAGUAAGAGCCAACCCGAAGAAGUCUUAAGAAAACUAUUAUUCUCAGAUAAUCCUAUGCUUUUAUAUUCUUAUUGUGAUAAA